AUGAACGACGACACGACCAGCACCGAGCAGGCAUCUAGCUCCGGGCAGUCCAACUCCAGGCGGACCAGAGAGCCUUAUUUUAGCUGGCGUGAGGAGAACGGACGACCACUCAGCGCCAACCGCCAGACCCUCGCGCGGACGGCGGCCGAGACGCGCGCUCUCCUCCCCGACAUUCUGAGGCAACUGCCGUCCAUCCGCGCCGGGGCCAAGAUUCACAUCUCCGACGGGGAUUCGUGGAACGUGGCCAUCGAGCUCAUGAACCAGUAUCAAGGGAACCCGGCCGGCAACGGGAGGGCCAUGGCCGACCGCGUAGCGCUCGCUCUCCCUGAGCUUGCCGCGCCACUACUACCCGUGGAGACACCUGACGGGGUGUACACGCCCGACGUGGUGGUGAUUCGCGGAGACCACGCCAACGGACACGUCCUCUUGCUCGACGACCCCACCGUCCAGCCCGCGGACCUACCCGUGUUUAGCGUCCUCAGCGUGGCGGCCAUCAACAGGCCGGCCACCAAGAUGGGCGUCCCGCCGGCCGCCGGGGCCGGCGGCCAAACCAACCGGAGACGGCAGCUUCUCUUUGCCGACACGGAGACGAGGAGCUGA
This is a messenger RNA of Parascedosporium putredinis, 600 nucleotides long. Lineage: Eukaryota; Fungi; Ascomycota; Sordariomycetes; Microascales; Microascaceae. The record is from the annotation of a GenBank genome assembly.